Molecule: messenger RNA, 1473 nt
Organism: Stegodyphus dumicola
Lineage: Eukaryota; Metazoa; Arthropoda; Arachnida; Araneae; Eresidae
Product: neuropeptide F receptor-like
Biological process (GO): G protein-coupled receptor signaling pathway
Cellular component (GO): membrane
Molecular function (GO): neuropeptide Y receptor activity
Source: RefSeq, a predicted model, not a curated record
AAGCUUAGCUCUUCAAGGCACUGUUUGGAAAGCAUCAAACUUCAGGAGUGAAAAUGGCGGAAUAUUGUAAACGUAUUGUCAUUUCGUUUUACGUACAACGUUUUUAAGCAAAGAUCACCAUGCCAAAUUUCUUCUUUCCUUCCAACGAAACAGAUCUAUCCUUCAACUUUACGUUCAACUUCAGCCUAAAGCAAGCGUUAGAUGUCCUGCAAGAACAUUUCUCUAAUGAUAGAAUCUUUGACAAUGAUACUGAGACGAUCAUCAUCACGUGCUAUGCUUUACUGAUGGCUACGGGGCUGUGUUGUAAUCUUCUGGUGUGCAGCGUAGUGCUCUCGAAUCCUAAAAUAAGAUCUUCUCGGAAUGUCUUGGUCAUAAACCUCAACGUGUCGGAUAUCAUUCUGUGCGUCUUCUGUAUGCCCUUCACGCUGCUUGUAAUCAUCCGUAGAAGUUGGUUCCUUGGUGGCUUUCUCUGCAAAAUGGUGCCCUUUGUCCAAGCGUCUACAAUCUUCGUAUCAGCAGCCACUGUGUUAGCCAUCGCUGUCGACCGCUACAAUGCUGUUAUAAGUUUCAAUCCUCAAAAUCCAAAGGGCAACAGGAGAGAAAUGUUAAUAAGCACAGGCGUAAUAUGGCUUUCAGCUUUGCUUCUAUCAGUACCUAUAUCCAUCUACCAAGGCACUGUUCCAGUAGGACUACCCGGAUUUCAUAUCUAUUACAAGUGCGUAGAACUAUGGCCCAGUUCUUCCUACAAAGGAAUUUAUACUGUGGUUACUCUGGUGGUUCAGUUUGUUAUACCAGCUGUAGCUCUGUUGGUGACGCAUAUACACAUACGCUCGCAUCUGAACUCCAGGAUCAUCAAAGUGGACAGUGAUACACUAAAAGAACAAGGUUUGAACAUGAACUACGAGAAGCUGAAGAGAGAUCUGAGACGAAACACUCGUGCUACCAUGGUCCUUUUGAACAUUUCCCUGGUCUUCACCAUCAGUUGGUUGCCAUGGAAUAGUCUGAAUCUUCUCGCGGAAUUUAACCCUGACCUUCUAAGUCCCAGAGAACUGUACCUUGCUUUCGCCAUUUGCCAUAUGGCAGCCAUGUCUUCAUCAGUCACUAAUCCGAUACUUUAUGGAUGGUUAAACAGCAACAUUCGAAGAGAGAUGGUGAAGUUAGGUUGGGCUAUAACGAAACCAGGGACAGGGAUGGUGUCAAAUCAUGGUUCUCAAACAGAUAAUCAAGCGAUUCAACAAAACAAUACAAUGAUUCGAUUUUCGGCAGGAGAUUCUACAUUAAAAAGCACCAACCCUGAAAGCCAUUUGUGAGUAAGAUGAGACAUUACAACGGAUGAUAUAUAUAUAUAUACGUAUAUUCAGAAUAUUAAUUAUGAUUUUGUAUUGUCUAAUAUUUUCUAUUUAAAAGUAUUUGCCUAUUCUCUUUCAUUCAAAGGAUGCUUGUAAAUGAUAAUGCUUGUAAAUAAAAAUUGUA